Molecule: messenger RNA, 1944 nt
Organism: Thelazia callipaeda (thelaziosis nematode)
Lineage: Eukaryota; Metazoa; Nematoda; Chromadorea; Rhabditida; Thelaziidae
Source: the annotation of a GenBank genome assembly
AUGACUACUGACGCAAUUCUUGAUGUAAAUUGUGAGCUGCACUUAAAAUUGGUUGGCUUGAUGCUCCAGGUAGUGGGUACCUUUCCCAGAAUGCUCGUGUUUCUUCUUCGUCAUCUGUUUCCGGCGGAGGUGGUGGACGAGGUGGUGGACUAAUUUCUAUUGGUGGUGGAGGUCUCGGUGGGGCUGGCAAAUCUUCUCUUAUGUACAUUCGAUCGUGAAUUACUGGGGUGGUCGGUAGUUUUGGUGGCACCGAUUCAAUCAGGAGCGUUUGACUAGUUGGUCGUGAGCCAUCCAAACCUGUUAUUGCAUCGCCUACUUGUUGUACAGUCGAUAAUAAGUGUUCGUUUGCGUCACGCCAUUUUUGUGCAUUGCCGCCAUGACGAGGAUUUAAUGCCACUUGCUUUGCCUGAUUGACCAUAGGAGGAAUUGUCAAAAAAAAAAUGAACAAACCAGAGUGGAGCUGCUGAGCAGCGUUGUUCACUUUAUGAACAAAACUUGGUUCUUCUGAAUUGUCAGCUUCAUUUUUAGCUGUCAUGAGGACACGGUUACCAAGACGAGCAAUUUGAGACGUAUUAUCAACCAUAUGUUGCGCUUCAUUAUUUUUGAUUGCAUCUUCACAACGUGCCGUAUACUGUCUCAUGGCUUUUUCACUAGCUCGAAUGAAAUCGCCAGUAUCUAUAGCAUCAUCCACAUGAGAACGAAGUCUAUUUAAAGCAUCCGAGAACUCACGCCUUAGAUUAUCAAAAUGUUGAUUGGCCGAAUCACUGUUGUUAUGCAAACGUAUUUUUCCUGCGUUUAUAACUUGUGGUAUCAUCGCAGUUACUCACCUAAACCACCAUCGUCAACGCCCACAUUAUCCAGCCAUCUAAGAGCCUGUUCCAAACGUCCUGCAACAGUAUGUGCAGGAUGCGCACCACCUGUUCGCUGGGUGUUUGUAAGUGCACCUGGCAAAAUACCACUAACUUCUUUCGUACCAACAAGUUCCUUCAAUUUAUUAGCACAUCCGAUGGCUAAACCUUGAUUAUCAGUGUCUUGGCCGCGCAAUUCACAAAGUGAGUCAGUCAUUGACGUAAUAUCACUCACUGUACGCUUGAUAAGGCGAGAAUCUUCAGGCAAAGCUCGCGCAGCGAUUCGUUCUGAAUAAUCCAAAAUACGUCUAAUAGCCUUUUCACCAGUAGCACCAGGACGACCUCGAGGAUCAGCAAGCCAGUCCAAAGCUGAGGCAAGUAGACUCUGUGCAGCAUUAAGUGCUUUUCUCAUCACAGUAACAUUAUCGCUGUCCCACUCAUCUUCAUCAUACGUUGUUAACUGUAACACACGAAUAAUUUCGUUCAUUUCAUCCGUCAUUCUUUGUGCCAAAUAGUUACGAUUUUCAGCUGCUUCUCGCUGACCACGUUGCAUUUCUUCAGUAAUUUGAAUGAAAAUUUUCAUUGCACAGAUCAUAAUUGGUGAAAGCGUCUUUACAGUAUCCAUACACCUGAGCAGUAUUUCGCGAUGUACUUGAUGAGUUAAUUCUUUCUGUCGUUCAUCAACAUCCCGAGAAACUCGUGUUAGCCAUGGACUGAUAUCCUUCACGAAUUGCGCCAGAUCAUCCAUGCUUUCUAUGACUUCAGUAACAGCCAAAUAGUCAAGAACUUUACGACAGCCACGAAUAAUUUUCCGCACUUCAGAUUCAUCAAAACAAAGCAGCAAAGCAGAUGUACCUUGGAGUAUACCUCUAGCGCCUUCAAUUAAUUUUUUUCUAGCUAUGCCAGAAUAUGGAUCUUCUUUAAGCAUAUGGCAAGCAUCCUCUAGCAAACGAGAGCUGACUUCUACUCGCUGUAAAGCAGGUGGCAUGUCUGCUUGCAGAAUCCGAUCAUCUGAUGAAUGGCAUGUUUCAUAACCAACGCACUAACAGGUCUAGUAAGAUCUGGCAUUGCGUUACCAUCUUCAGCUUCUUCAUGA